AUAUUAAAUAAUAGCUAGCUUUUCCUGUGUUUACAUCGUAUUCUGGUUUGUAAAUAUUAUCAAAUUGAACUCAGGUUAGUUAGUUUGAAUCAUAGAAAGAUUAAUCGUUCACCGAAUUUCAAGGAAUGAAGAUGGAUUCCAGUGAUUUAUUUAACUUUGACGUCAAGGUAAAAGAUGAACUCAAAGAUGUAUCGCUCGUGGAAAAUAAUUAUGACGUAAUAGACAAGAUACACGUUAACCAAAAUAUUCACUUUCCAGGAUUUCUUCGAGAAAAUUCAGUGAGGCUCGUGCGCUUCCCGAAAAUGACUGUAAUGGUACCUCGCAUACAUGUGAUAUAUUCAUACAAACAUACUCUCAAAGUCCAUAUGGAUUCUAUACAUUAUAAAAUCACCCAUGUGUGUGAUAUAUGCGGAAAGUCAUUCAAAAAAUUAAUCUUCGAACUCAUGUCAAUGCGGUACACAAGGACAUCAAACAUAAAUGUGAUACAUGCGGCAAGAAAUUCACAAGCAAGAAUUAUCUGAAAAUUCACAUUGAUAUGGUUCAUAAAGGUAUGACACCACAUGUAUGUGAUUUGUGCGGGAAGUCAUUAAUCCAAAAGUCUAAUCUUCGAACUCAUAUCAAUGCGGUACACGAGGACAUCAAACAUAAAUGUGAUACAUGCGGCAAGAAAUUCACAGGCAAGGAUUAUCUGAAAAUUCACAUCGAUGUGAUUCACAAGGGCGUCAGGUAUACAUGUGAUGCAUGUGGAAAUAACUUCAAAAGCAAGAAUUCUUUGAAACUUCACAUCGAUUUGAUGCACAAGGGCAUCAAACAUACAUGCGAUUUUUGCGGAAAGAUAUUUAGAGACCUAUCUAACCUCAGACGGCAAGUCAAAGUCCAUAAUGGUACUACUUACACACGCAACACAUGCUGAAGGAUAUUUUCAGAUAGAUCUAGUUGAUUCUGUACAUCGUGGUAUCACAUACAUGCAAUGUGUGUGGUAAGAUAUUUUUAUAUCGAUCCAGCCUCGAUAAGCACGUUAGAUCGUCGCAUAUUGGUAAUUCUUAAGGAUACAUGUUGAUACAUGUGAUGCUAAAUAAUUCAAACAAAAAGGAUAUCUUAAAAUCGAUACGUCAUGCAUCGUUCUUGCAUUAUGCUUUAACAUACGUAUAAUUUUAUUUUCAAUUGUGACAAUAAUGACGAUGUACAAUCUAAUGUAUGCGUUCGGAAAAG
This is a messenger RNA of Trichogramma pretiosum, 1212 nucleotides long. RefSeq lists its product as uncharacterized. NCBI's taxonomy places the organism in Eukaryota, Metazoa, Arthropoda, Insecta, Hymenoptera, Trichogrammatidae. The record is from RefSeq and is a predicted model, not a curated record. Bases 126 to 521 code for a protein of 131 amino acids. The transcript is spliced from 3 exons.